AUGCAUUGUGAGAAUGUCGACUGGUGGACUAGUGAUGAUCCUAACUGGCUCUCACUGACGCCUGGGGAGAUUUUUCACACAGAUGGAAUAUUGGCAAAGACACGUUAUAACACGACAGGUGGCUUUCGCAUUUUAAUUGAGCCUCUCGGGGUAUCACACUGA
Messenger RNA from Laccaria bicolor S238N-H82, 162 nucleotides. RefSeq lists its product as uncharacterized. NCBI's taxonomy places the organism in Eukaryota, Fungi, Basidiomycota, Agaricomycetes, Agaricales, Hydnangiaceae. The transcript is spliced from 2 exons. Bases 1 to 162 code for a protein of 53 amino acids. The record is from RefSeq and is a predicted model, not a curated record.